AUGGAGAUUGAUAGAGGAUAUAUCUCUCCCCAAUUCGUCACCAAUCCUGAGAAAUUAAUUGUUGAAUUUGAGAAUGCAAGGGUGUUGGUCACAGAUCAGAAGAUAUCAGCAAUAAAAGACAUAAUUCCCUUGCUGGAGAAGACCACUCAAUUGCGAGCCCCUCUUCUCAUUAUUGCUGAAGAUAUCACUGGGGAGGCUUUGGCUACUCUUGUGGUGAAUAAGCUGCGCGGUAUUCUGAAUGUUGCUGCUAUCAAAGCACCUGGUUUUGGUGAGAGGAGAAAGGCUCUCCUUCAAGAUAUUGCCAUAUUGACAGGAGCCGAGUACCAAGCCAGUGAUUUGGGAAUGCUUAUUGAAAAUACCUCAGUUGAGCAGCUUGGUUUGGCCAGAAAAGUGACCGUCACCAAGGGUUCCACAACCAUCAUUGCUGAUGCUGCAACAAAGGAUGAGAUUCAGGCUAGGAUUGCACAGAUUAAAAAGGAAUUGUCAGAGACAGAUUCUGUUUAUGACUCUGAGAAGCUAGCUGAGCGAAUUGCCAAAUUGUCUGGCGGUGUUGCUGUUAUAAAGGUAGGGGCUGCAACCGAAACUGAGCUUGAGGACCGUAAGCUUCGAAUUGAAGAUGCCAAGAAUGCAACUUUUGCUGCCAUAGAGGAAGGGAUUGUUCCUGGUGGUGGUGCUGCAUUGGUUCACCUUUCAACUCAUGUUCCUGCUAUUAAGGACAAGCUUGAAGAUGCAGAUGAGCGGUUAGGCGCUGACAUUGUGCAGAAGGCACUGGUGGCUCCAACAUCUUUGAUAGCCCAAAAUGCUGGGAUUGAAGGAGAGGUGGUCGUUGAGAGGUUGAAGGAUAGUGACUGGGAAAUCGGUUACAAUGCCAUGACAGACAAGUAUGAGAACCUGGUGGAAGCUGGAGUUAUCGACCCAGCCAAAGUGACGAGAUGUGCAUUGCAGAAUGCUGCCUCAGUUGCAGGAAUGGUCCUUACCACACAGGCCAUUGUUGUCGAGAAGCCCAAGCCCAAGACACCUGUGGUUGCUCCCCCACAGGGUCUUACUGUAUAA
This is a messenger RNA of Ilex paraguariensis (yerba mate), 1053 nucleotides long. NCBI's taxonomy places the organism in Eukaryota, Viridiplantae, Streptophyta, Magnoliopsida, Aquifoliales, Aquifoliaceae. The record is from the annotation of a GenBank genome assembly.